AUGCGCCCAGCAAGAACGCUAUCGUCCGGUCUCCGUGCCUUCAACUCUGCACUUCCGCGGGCACUGCUCUCACAACCCAAAUCGCGACAUUUCUCUCAGCUGCUCUCUCACACUCCUCAACCUUCACCAACCCCUUCAUCGAGACUUCUUCGGACUACAUUCCCCCAACUCGCCGUCCGAAACAACUCCAGCUCAUCAUCAUCAUCCCCCCCGAACCUCACCGAUCAAACCUCAAACGCCGCUCAGGACGCAGCCAACGAAGAGCAGAACAGGUUACGCCGCGAGCAAGAACCCGCAUAUCAGAUUACAUUCACCUGCAAACCAUGUGGUCAUCGAUCUUCGCACCGUAUGUCCAAACAUGGCUAUCACCGCGGGACGAUCUUGAUCCGCUGCCCGUCUUGUCUCAACCGCCACGUUAUCGCCGAUCACCUCAAUAUCUUCAUGGAUAAGAAAAGCACCCUCGAGGAUAUCUUACAGCGGGAGGGGAAGCGAUUGACUCGCGGUUAUGUUGACGGAGACAUGGAAUUCUGGGAGGAUGGGACGGUGAAGAAGCGCGAGGAAGCCGGUGAGGGCUCGGAGGCCAAGUAG
This is a messenger RNA of Aspergillus viridinutans, 588 nucleotides long. RefSeq names its product DNL-type zinc finger protein. The transcript has a single exon. The record is from RefSeq and is a predicted model, not a curated record. Gene Ontology annotation, molecular function: zinc ion binding; protein-folding chaperone binding. Gene Ontology annotation, biological process: protein stabilization; protein folding; protein import into mitochondrial matrix. NCBI's taxonomy places the organism in Eukaryota, Fungi, Ascomycota, Eurotiomycetes, Eurotiales, Aspergillaceae. Gene Ontology annotation, cellular component: mitochondrion. The coding region runs from base 1 to 588 and encodes 195 amino acids.